AGUUUUGGAUUGAGUUCACGAGCUCCGGUUGCAAUAUGCUCAGCCCAGUUAGUACUAUCUGAGUUUAAUAAAUCUCGAAAUGUUAUUCUAGAAAAGAAAUGUGAGUGUUGUCUAUCUUCUCCAAAUCUAAAUGAAUCUAUGCCCUCGGAACGUUCCUCAACCGCCACUGGGUUCUAGAGUGUUCGUAAGCCACUGUGCGGCCGGCCCUGGCACCGUCACGUCGCUUUACUUUCUGGCCUAAUUUCAUCAUCUCUCUCUCCUUCAUGUGAGGUUUCGUCUCUGGCGGUUAAUUUAGUUCAGAAUACCUUCUGCUUUGUGUCCGCAAUUGUUUUCUGCUGUGGAGGAGUCGCCGGCCGGAUUGGCCUUCUCAACCAUUUGUUCAGACGGUCACCAUGAGGAUCUUGGGGUGGAAUUGUCAGGGGUUAGGGCCUCCGUUGAUGAUAUUGAAAUUUUAGUAUAUAUAUAUAUAUAUAGUCACUGUACUUGAAGCAUGGACCUGAUUUCGUCUUCUUGAUGGAAACAAAGAACAAGACAGACUAUGUGGAUCGUUUGCGGCGGAGGUCAGGAUAUGACCUUCCGCCACGGUAAAAAGCUGGGGGAUUGGCAUGACGGUGGAAGGCUGAGUUACGGGCUCAGAUCUUCUAUUGUACAGAAAAUUAAUUUGAUGGCUGCUGUCUUGGGCCCUCCUGUUCUAGGGAGUGGCAUUUCACUUUUAUAUGUGGGUGUCCUUUCAAAGGUGAAAGGGACAGAAGCAGAUUGUGGGAUGAAUGUCGUAGCUCACGCAGAAAUCUGAGCAUAACGUAGAUUAUCUUGGGAGAUUUUAAUGCAAUUUUGAGCUAUAGCGAUAGCAAGGGCAAAGGUAUUACUCAAGCCUCUUCCUUUCGUUUUUUGGAGCAAUAUGUCUUUUUGUUGCUUGCAAGAGGUUGGUUUCAAAGGCAGCCCUUUUACUUGGAUAAAUAAUAGAUUGGGUU
Rubroshorea leprosula is the source of this 971-nucleotide messenger RNA. NCBI's taxonomy places the organism in Eukaryota, Viridiplantae, Streptophyta, Magnoliopsida, Malvales, Dipterocarpaceae. The record is from the annotation of a GenBank genome assembly.